AUGAACGGCGAGGCUUCGGUGGUUGGCGGCGGGGGCUGGUCCCACAGGGAUUGCCAGCGGACCUAUCCGGUGCUGCCGGUGUGGGUGGUGGAGGACCAUCAGGACGUGCUGCCUUUCAUCUAUCGAGCCAUUGGUUCAAAGCAUCUUCCUGCCAGUAACAUCAGCUUUGUUCAUCUUGAUUCCCAUCCAGACCUUCUUAUUCCUGUGAAUAUGCCUGCAGACACUGUAUUUGACAAAGAAGCUCUUUUUAGUGAAUUAAGUAUUGAGAACUGGAUAAUGCCUGCUGUUUAUGCUGGCCAUAUUUCUCAAGUACUAUGGCUUCACCCACCCUGGGCUCAGCAGAUCUCAGAAGGAAAACAUCAAUUUUUAGUUGGGAAAGACAUAUCAACAACUACAAUCAGGGUUACAGGUACAGAUCAUUACUUUUUAAGUGAUGGUCUUUACGUCCCUGCUGACCAGCUAGAAAAUCAGAAGCCUUUAAAUUUACAUGUCAUUCUGAUCAAUCCUACUGAAGCAUCAAAGAGCCAGGAUGAAAAUGGUGAAGUAGCAGCUGCUAAGAGAUUGAAACUAAAUAUGGAUGACACAGCAAGCACCUCUUCUGCCUCUUCAUCAGUGGCUCCUGGUAACCUUGAUCACAGCACCCCAAGACUGAAGAAAAAGGAUGUACAAAAUGCAAGUGCCCCGAACAAGGCAGAAACAUUGUCAGAGUGCUCAGCCUCAAGCCUUCUCAGAAACAGUGAAUGCCCAAUAAGGGAAGUUAUUAAAGAUGUCUGCCAAGUACUUCAGAAAGGGGACCCAUAUGUUUUAGACAUUGACUUAGAUUUCUUUUCUGUUAAAAAUCCUUUCAAAGAAAUGUACACACAGGCAGAAUAUGAGCUUUUGCAAGAGUUGUACAAUUUCAAGAAGCCUCAUAGAAAUGCAACAGAGGAGAGCUUGCUGGAUUGUGUUGAAAGCCGUGUUCAUCAGCUAGAAGAUCUGGAAGCAGCAUUUGCAGAUUUGUGUGACAAUGAUGAUGAAGAGACCCUACAGAAGUGGGCUUCAUAUCCUGGAAUGAAUUCACUUGUUCAACUAGUUCACAGUUUGAAAACCAGGAUGGAAAGCCCAGACUACGAAAUGGUCCAUCAGGCAGGUCUGACCUGUGAUUAUAUGGAGCUUCCUCACCAUGUUAGCACUGAAGAGGAGAUCGAAGGCCUCAUACAAUCCAUUAAAGCUCUACUGAAAGAUCUGCCUAAGCCCACACUUGUGACAGUUGCCCGAUCAAGUUUGGAUGACUAUUGCCCUUCAGAGCAGGUUGACAUCAUUCAAGAGAAGGUUCUCAGUUUACUGGGUUCAGUGUAUGGCACUCUGGAUGUGCACUUAGAUUACUUGAGCAACUCAUCUUCUUUGUGAUCUUUCUUUAUAUGCUGCCCUCUAACACAGUGGAUUCAUUUAAAC
Molecule: messenger RNA, 1434 nt
Organism: Indicator indicator
Lineage: Eukaryota; Metazoa; Chordata; Aves; Piciformes; Indicatoridae
Gene: C6H5orf22
Product: chromosome 6 C5orf22 homolog
Exons: 9
Coding region: 1-1389 (462 amino acids)
Source: RefSeq, a predicted model, not a curated record